Messenger RNA from Xyrauchen texanus (razorback sucker), 3758 nucleotides. RefSeq names its product target of myb1 membrane trafficking protein (gene tom1). NCBI's taxonomy places the organism in Eukaryota, Metazoa, Chordata, Actinopteri, Cypriniformes, Catostomidae. Gene Ontology annotation, molecular function: ubiquitin binding; clathrin binding; phosphatidylinositol binding. Gene Ontology annotation, cellular component: membrane; endosome. The transcript has 17 exons. Gene Ontology annotation, biological process: signal transduction. Bases 221 to 1615 code for a protein of 464 amino acids. The record is from RefSeq and is a predicted model, not a curated record.
GUGCUUACAGCAAUGUCUCGUUCCCUUCAUCUCAGGGUUAGAUGUGUCUCUAGGUUACAUGUGUACAGUAACACAUGUAGACGUUUUGCUGCUUAGGAAAGCCCCAUUCUUAUAGUGCUGCUGUCACUUUAAGAGAUGAUGUAAUGUGUUAAGUUUGUUUUAGCUCUCCAGCUGAUCAGCCCGAAGAAGCGCUGCUUGGUGCAGGAGACUCUCUCGGAGGAUGGAGUUUUUCAUAGGAAACCCCUUUUCUACACAUGUGGGUCAACUUAUAGAACAUGCCACCAGUUCUUCUCUCCCAUCAGAAGACUGGGGCCUCAACAUGGAGAUCUGUGACAUAGUCAACGAAACAGAGGAUGGGCCUAAAGAUGCAAUAAGAGCAAUAAAGAAGAGGAUUUUGGGAAACAGGAAUUUUAAAGAGGUUAUGCUAGCAUUGAGUGUACUGGAGGCCUGCGUUAAGAACUGCGGCCACAAAUUUCACAUCUACAUCUCCACCAGAGACUUUGUGGAAAACGUUUUAGUCCAGACCCUCCUGCCUAAAAACAAUCCUCCAAUGAUUCUUCAGGACAGAGUGCUGAGCAUGAUACAGGCGUGGUCUGAUGCCUUUCGUAGCUGUCCAGAUCUGACGGGUGUUGUGACCGUGUAUGAGGAUCUCAGGAGAAAAGGAGUGGAGUUUCCCAUGACAGAACUGAAUGGAUAUUCCCCUAUUCACACUCCCGAAAGGAGCGUUGACACCAUGUCUCCGGUAACAGCACAUGCAGAACAGCACCCAGUCAAAGCCUCACAACCACAGAAUACAGAGACUCCCCUCACAUUGUCACCUCAACAGAGUAAGCAGUUGAAGGCCGAAAUGGAGGUGGUACGAACUAAUCUUUCUGUGAUGUCAGAAAUGAUGUCACAGAUGGAACCCGGAAGCAUUCAGCAUUCCGACACAGAACUGCUGCAGCACCUCUACUCCAUGUGCAAAGAUAUGCAAGGCCGAAUGGUGGACCUCAUACCCAGGCUGACCGAUGAAAAACUUACAGAGCAGUUACUGAUGGUCAAUGAUGACAUGAACAAUACCUUUGAACAAUAUCACAGAUUUGAAGGACAUCUGAACAGACAGAGCAAUGCAGAAUCUAGCCCAGUUUACUCAAACCUCAUUGACUUGGGUGCUGCUUUGGAAACUCCAAACCAGUCUAAGGCAGCAAAUACUGCUCAUAGUGCAAUUAGCCAAUCAACAGUCAACACACUGUCCAAUCAGAUGGCAGGGUUGGGCACAAAGGAUGACUUCAAAGUUAAUAAAAGCAGCUCAUUGCAAAAAAGUCCAGAAAACUCUUCCGCACUGGCUGCUACACAAAGAAAGCGACAGGAAAUUGGAGCGGAUGAAACUGUAGACUCCACCUCCCUCAGCAGCUCACCUCAGUUUCUUUGGAUGGUUGAAAAGGGAAUGAUCCCAGUCGAUCAGAGUGAAGUGAUGGAUGAUAUUGAGCAAUGGCUUGACGUGGAUGAUGAAGAUGACUCUGAGGGAGUGACAAGUGAAGAGUUUGACAAGUUUCUUGCAGAAAGAGCAAAAGCAGCUGAUCGUCUUCCAUCAGUAACGACAUCUCCACAUGACCCCAGCCGUUCUCAACCAUAGUACUGUACUUUACUGUACAUCUGUACUGGAUUUACAUCUCUAGAACAACUAUUAACCUGUUAACAUUGUCCAAUAUUGUAUUUCGCACAUAUUUUCAGUUCACAUCCAUUUGUUCACUUUUCAGUUUGUUUAUAGUAUUUUUGGUUCAUCCACGUUCGGUCUCUUUAUCAAACUAAUAUUACACUAGUUCUGAUUUUGCACAUGUAUCUUAUGAAAUGUGUUUUAUAACUAGACACUAAUUGCUGUGGUACUGAAAACACUUAAAAUAAUGGAGAAUGUCCCUCAUGGUGAAGAAUGAAGAACGUAUUAUUGAUCUUUAUUAAAGAUCUUGAUUGGUGAGUUUAAAGGGAUAGUUCACCCAAAAAUGUUAUUCUCUCAUUAUUUACUCACCCUCAUGCCAUCCCAGAUGUGUAUGACUUUCUUCUGCUGAACACAAAUUAAGAUUUUUAGAAUGAUAUUUCAGCUCUGAAAAGAAAUGUCCAGAAAUGUGAAGCUCCAAAAAGCACAUAAAGGCAGCAUAAAAUUACUCCAGUGGUUAAAUCCAUGUCUUCAGAAGUGAUGUGAUAGGUGUGGGUGAAAAACUAUAAAUCUCAUUUUGUUUAUGCUGUUUUGCAUUAUUUGUGCAUAUUGCCACCUACAGGGCAGGUUGAAGAAUUUAUUGUAAAAAAAAAAAAAGGACCUAAAAAUAUAUCUGUUUCUCACCCACACUUAUGUGGCUUCUGAAGAUAUAGAUUUAACCACUGGAUUCUUAUGGAUUUGUUUUAUGCUGCCUUUAUGUGCUUUUUGGACCUUCAAAAUUCUGGUCACCAUUCACUUGCAUUGUAUGGACCAACAGAGCUGAAAUAUUCUUCUAAAAAUCUAAAUUUGUGUUCUGCAGCAGAAGAAAAAAAGUCGUACACAUCUGUGAUGUCAUCAGGGUGAGUAAAUGAGAGAAUUUUCAUUUUUGGGUGAACUAUCCCUUUAAAGCUGUUGUAUUUAUUUACACUAAAUGUAUUACAGUUUUGAAUGAGGUGGUCUAACAGUGAGAAAAGUGUGAAAUAUAAUGUUCUUAGGUUACGUAUGUUGUGCAGGCUACUGACAGGAGUAAUGUUUGUGUUUGUAAUAAUUGAUUAAAAGCCCUUAACAGUUCAUUUAAGGGGUUGUGUUACAGUAAAAUAAUGGUUAUUUGGAAGUAAUUGUAUCCCUAAUCACUUAUUAGGGAUACAAUGCACAAAGUAAAUAAGUAAUGUAUUAUAUAAGUUAUUCUAUUAAAAUAUAUUUUCAGCAAAGGCCAGAUGAGUGUUGAAGACAUGAAUGAAGCCCAUUUGCAUGUGUCGUCCUCUAGUGUAACACACAUGCAUCAACAUGCAUAAAAAUGCUGCAACUAUCAUUUCUUUUAUACCACACUCUGAGAGGUAAGUGUGCACUAACAGAAGUUCCCUAUGGUUUACUGUGUGUGGUGGGGCAAGUGGCAAACUAUUGGGCUACAUUUCACAGGAUACAAAAGUUACUUUUUUUAAGAAACGUCGAGCUGCCAACUGAAUAGUUUACAGUAUAAGUACUUUACAAUAAAAAUGAGUGAGACGAUGAAAUCGGAAUGGUGCAUUAUGGAUCACGUGACAAAUGUAGAUCUAUUUUAAAAGCGUUUUCCAAUGUUCCAAAUUAAUCCCUAUAUAAAUUAACUAUUUGCGGAAAUCCCACUUAAAAAUUACCUCCAAAUUUCUUGCAUGUUCAGGGAGUCAAUCAUACUGCUGAUACAUCCAGUCAUCUAUUUAUCUGUCAUUACACUCCAGUUUAAAUUAUUACAAAUCUGAUUUUCUUUUCAGGAAAGAGAUCAUUUGAUGAUAUAGCCUUCUCCAUGGGGUUUCAAACUGUGGGCCAUGGAGGGUGUUAGGUAGAGGUAUGACUCUGUCAGGUGGUAAUGACUCAGGAAGACAGAUCCAGGUUGAUAUGGGUUUACUUCAAGACUUAGGAAUAAGGAAACAGCAAUCAGCACGUGGCAUACAGUGAUACGGAGAAAGACAUUUAAAGGGACGCCAAGUGUCGAGAGGGAGAGAGUGGAUCCAGAAAGCUCCACAGAGUGUGAUAUUGUUUUGUUUAUGUUUACAUUUCUACGGCGGUGACCGUCGUAUGUUCGUGAAAGAAAUUAAAGUGCUGAUUUCAA